Messenger RNA from Aspergillus thermomutatus, 753 nucleotides. RefSeq names its product oxidoreductase, short-chain dehydrogenase/reductase family. The transcript is spliced from 3 exons. Lineage: Eukaryota; Fungi; Ascomycota; Eurotiomycetes; Eurotiales; Aspergillaceae. Bases 1 to 753 code for a protein of 250 amino acids. The record is from RefSeq and is a predicted model, not a curated record.
AUGCCCGGACGGCUGGAAGGAAAGGUUGCCAUUGUGACAGGCGCCGGAUCAGGCUUUGGCUACGGCAUCACAAAGAAGUUCGUCGAGGAAGGCGCCAAUGUCAUCAUUGCAGAGCUAUCGCAGCAAAGCGGAGAGAAAGCCGCAGCCGAGCUGAACAGCAAGUUCGUCCUCACCGAUGUGACGAGGCGGGAGUCCUGGCAGGCAUUGCUGCAAGCAACACUGGAAGCAUACGGGAAACUCGACAUUGUUGUCAAUAAUGCUGGUGCGACCUAUAGCAAUAAACCCACCGCUGAAGUCACCGAUGCAGAUUUUGACCUGUGCAUGAAUGUCAAUAUCAAAUCGAUCUAUCUGUCCACGAGCGUCAUAGUCCCGUACUUCCUUGAGAAUAACCGGCCCGGGUCGUUUAUCCAGAUCUCGUCGACGGCUGCACUGCGUCCCCGCCCAGGCUUGACGUGGUAUAAUGCUUCAAAGGCAGCUGUUAGCAAUGCGACCAAGACGAUGGCCGUCGAGUAUGGGCCCAAGCAGAUUCGUUUUAAUUGUGUCUGUCCUGUUGUUGGUAGUACAGGGAUGACACAUUUAUUCCUUGGUAAGCCAGAUACAGAAGAGAACCGAGCGGCCUUUGUUUCAACUGUGCCGCUGGGUCGGCCCAGUACUUCUCGGGAUGUUGCGAAUACCUGUUGCUUUCUGGCGAGUGAUGAGGCGGAGUUUAUCACGGGAGUGAACUUGGAGGUGGACGGUGGUCGUUGUGUUUAG